Molecule: messenger RNA, 3356 nt
Organism: Ricinus communis (castor bean)
Lineage: Eukaryota; Viridiplantae; Streptophyta; Magnoliopsida; Malpighiales; Euphorbiaceae
Product: pollen-specific leucine-rich repeat extensin-like protein 1
Exons: 1
Coding region: 566-3055 (829 amino acids)
Molecular function (GO): protein binding
Source: RefSeq, a predicted model, not a curated record
UAAGAACUUCUACUCACAAACAUAAUUUAAAUCUGAGCCAUUGAACUUAAAAAGAUGUUUAGGAUUUUCAUAUCAAAAAAUGAAAUCACCUAACUGAGUAUUUAAUGAAAAAUAAAAAAAAAGACACGGAUCUAUAAUAUCUAAUUACAAUUUAACCAUCCAUUUGGGCUGAAUUUGAACAAGAUAACCCAUUCAUGGUAUAAGAAAAAAAGUGACAAGUAUCAAAAUAUUGAUGAAGCAACGCAUUAGGUCUGUUCUUUCUAUAAUAAGUAUAUAGAUGACAGAGUAACUCUCCAAAAACCAUUCCUGUCCAAACUCUUACACAUGUUAGUUAAAGGAUGGCCUUAAUCCAAGCAAACUCUUCCCUCUAAAUUUAGAAAAACUGCAAAAAAUUUUGUGGUUGCAUGAAACUAAACCACAAAUUUUCGGCGCCUAAAACUGGAUGAUCGGUUUCCACGGCAUUUCAAUGGCUGGCAAGUCUUCAUAUCCUUCACCCUUCAUAUAGCCUCCCCUACCAUCAUUGUCUUCUAUAAGCAGCCUUGGGUGUUCCGAGGUCAGGGUAAGCAUGGAGAACCUUCUAAGAGCCUCGGGCUGCUUUCUUUUCUUUACAUUUUUAUUCUCUUCCUUCUCUACAUUCUCGUUUGCCCUAACCGAUGCUGAAGUAUCUUUCAUUACCGGUCGCCAGCUCCUAUCGCUCAAAGAAAAUGAAGAACUUCCUAACGAGUACGAGCAUGAGGUCGAUGUGAAAGUAACCUUUGCGAACCAGAGGCUCAAGAGAGCAUACAUUGCCCUCCAGGCCUGGAAAAAGGCUAUGUACUCUGACCCAUUCAACACCACCAGCAACUGGAAUGGUGCCAAUGUGUGCGCCUAUAAUGGUGUGUUUUGCGCACCUGCGCUUGAUGACCCCAAAUUGAGUGUUGUUGCCGGCAUUGAUCUUAACCAAGCUGACAUUGCCGGUUUCCUUCCUCCGGAAUUGGGGCUUAUGACAGAUCUUGCAUUGUUCCACAUCAACUCUAACAGGUUUUGUGGAAUUGUACCUGAAAGCUUGUCCAAGCUUAAAUUUAUGUAUGAAUUUGAUAUCAGUAACAAUCGUUUUGUUGGUCAUUUCCCCAAUGUUGUUCUCAAAUGGCCAAACGUCAAGUAUAUUGAUAUCAGGUUCAACAAUUUCGAGGGCUGUUUGCCUCCAGAAAUCUUUCAGAUGAAUCUCGAUGCUUUGAUCUUGAAUAACAACCGGUUCACAUGCAACAUUCCUGACACAAUAGGCAACUCCACAGUUUCUGUUGUGGUGUUUGCAUACAACAAUUUCACUGGCUGCAUUCCUCACAGCAUCGGCAACAUGCCUAACUUGAAUGAGAUUAUUUUCACUGGCAAUAACCUCGGCGGUUGCUUCCCAGCAGAGAUAGGAAUUCUUAGCAACGCAACUGUGCUUGAUGUCAGUAACAAUCAGUUCGUAGGAGGUUUGGCAAGCAGCUUUUCAGGCCUAAAGAAUGUUGAGCAAUUGAACUUGGCAAACAACAAGCUGACAGGAUUUGUGUCUGAGACCCUUUGCAGCUUGCCAAGCUUGUCAAAUUUCACAUUCUCAUCUAAUUACUUCAAGGGAGAGGCUAAAUCAUGCAUUUCAUCUUCUGAUAAAGAUGUUGUGUUGGAUGAUAGAAAUAACUGCUUGCCUGACAGGCCUUACCAGAAGUCCGCCAGGAUAUGCUACCCUGUUGUGAGCUGGCCUGUGGAUUGCAGCAAGGACAAGUGUUCCGGAGGAGGAGGCUCUUCAACACCAUCAUCUCCUAGGCCAUCAACACCUUCAGUGCCAACACCUUCAACACCUUAUGUGCCGACACCUUCAACGCCACCUUCAACAUCUUACGGGCCAACACCUUCAACACCUUAUGUGCCAACACCUUCGACACCUUAUGUGCCAACACCUUCGACACCAUCACCAUCUCCUCCCCAACAAGAAGUCCCUACACCUCAAACGCCAUCGUCAGAGCCGUAUAAUCCUAGUCCAGGUGGGCACAGAGAGUCACCAACACCAUCACCUGAACCUUCAAAACCUACUUCACCAACGACAUCACCAUCACCAUCUCCUGAACCUUCAGAACCUACUCCACCAGCGACAUCACCAUCACCAUCUUCUGAACCUUCAGAACCUACUUCACCGACAACAUCACCAUCACCAUCUUCCGAGCCUUUAGAAUCUACUCCACCGACAACAUCACCAUCACUAUCUCCCGAGCCUUCAGAACCUACUUCACCGACAACAUCACCAUCACCAUCUCCUGAGCCUUCAGAACCUACUUCACCAACAACAUCACCAUCACCUGAAUAUAACUCAUCAGAACCGUCACCAACCCCAUCUCCAGAGUCAGAGCCUCAAUCACCAACAUCAACACCUUCUCCUGAAUCUCCUCUCUCAUCACCAACUUCACCAACUCUUGAACAAUCUCCAUCACCACCAGGCCAGUCACCUCCUCCCACAACUCCUGAACAAUCUCCUUCACCACCAGGUCAAUCACCCCCUCCACCAACUCAAUCUCCACCACCACCUGUAAAUUCCCCACCUCCACCAGUGUACUCACCUCCACCACCCUCCCCACCACCUCCAGUCCAUUCUCCACCACCACCAGUAUACUCACCUCCACCACCUUCCCCACCACCACCAGUCCAUUCUCCACCUCCACCGGUACACUCACCCCCACCACCAGUCCAUUCCCCACCUCCACCGGUUUACUCACCUCCACCACCUUCUCCACCUUCUCCACCACCUCCAAUGCACUCCCCACCUCCACCGGUUUACUCACCUCCACCACCACCAGUCCGCUCUCCACCACCACCUGUCCACUCACCACCACCUCCAGUCCACUCACCUCCACCACCAAUCUAUUCACCACCACCACCAAGGUUCUCCCCGCCACCACCAAGAUUCUCCCCGCCACCACCAACUUCAUCUCCUCCUCCUACUCCUACAGUUGCAGCUCCACCACCAGAAGACUUCAUUCUCCCACCAAACAUUGGGUUCCAAUAUUCAUCACCACCUCCACCAAUGUUCCCAGGCUACUAAUUAAUAUAUCCUUGAUUUUUUUUUUUUUUGUAGUUCUGAAAAGCUAUAUUUACACAACUAAAAAUUCUGUGUCAUUUGAUGAACUUCCCGACCAGGAUAUGUAAUGUUUUUUUUUGGCAUUUGUCACUCUCUAUAGAAUGGAAGUUCUUACUUGAUAUUUGAUUUAAUUAGAGAUUUUUAUUUCAUUGCUCAUUUCGUUCUUCUUUCUCUCUCUUUUUAUUUUCUUUUAAAAAGGAUUUUCCCUCUCUAAUUACCUUGUAUAACAUCAGCAAUUCUAAUAACAGCGGCAGUUCUUUUCUCG